This is a messenger RNA of Urocitellus parryii (Arctic ground squirrel), 1357 nucleotides long. RefSeq names its product killer cell lectin like receptor G1 (gene Klrg1). Lineage: Eukaryota; Metazoa; Chordata; Mammalia; Rodentia; Sciuridae. The record is from RefSeq and is a predicted model, not a curated record.
AUGACUGACAGUGCUAUUUAUUCCAUGUUAGAGUUGCCUACCACAGCACAAGCCGAGAAUGACUACAGAUCACAGCAAAAAGCUUCUUCCAGGCCUUCUCUUGCUUGCCUUGUGGCCAUAGCUCUGGGGCUUCUGAAUGCAAUUCUUAUGAGUUUACUGCUAUACCAAUGGAUUCAGUGCCAGGGGUCCAACUGCUUUACUUGUGCCAGCUGUCCUAGCUGCCCAGAUCUCUGGAUGAGACAUGGUAACCAUUGUUAUUAUUUUUCAAUGAAGAAAAUGGACUGGAAUUCUAGUCUGCACUUCUGUUUAGCUGAAGACUCAGAUCUCCUGAUGAUAACGGACAACCAGGAAAUGAGCUUGCUUAAAGAUUUCAUCCGUGAGAAUUUUCACUGGAUUGGUCUGAGGAAUAAUUCUGGCUGGAGGUGGGAAGAUGGAUCAGCUUUAAACUUGUCAAGGAUUAUUUCUAAUAGCUGGAUACAGACGUGUGGUGCCAUCAAUGAAGAUGGUCUUCAAGCUUCCAGCUGUGAAGUUCCUUUGCAGUACAUCUGUAAGAAGGUCAGACGUUGAUGCAAGGCAGAACUGUACUGAAUCUCAGAUCUGUCAUGUAUAUUUGAAAAGAGGGGAGUGGCCAUUGGGCUUCUGGGCCAGCCAUGAGAAUAUAUUUAGUGAAUGCAAAGCCUACUAACAUAAUGGUAUUAGAUGAAAGACUAAUGUGGCCUCUAGAGAUUGAUACUGUACUGCUGGUUUCUCUUUGAGACAAUUUAAGUAUUAUGUUAAUAAUAAUACUUAAUGAUCAUAUUUAGGCAAAUUUAUAAAAUAGAUAAAAGUUUGCUUUUAGUAGUUUCACGCUGUCUGCUCAUGCUGGUUCCCAUAUUCCCCACCUCUACCAUCUCUGUCAAAGCUAUACCUAGUCUUCUAUCAAAGGCUGAAUGGAUCAAGAAAUGUUGUAUACCUACAGAGUGGAAAAUUAUUCAGCCAUCAAAAGAAUGAAAUCCUAUCAUUUGUAGUAACAUGGAUGAGCCUGGAGGAUAUUAUGUUAAGAGAAAUAAAUCAGACACAGAAAGACAAAUACCUUAUGUUCUCAUGGGUGAAAACUAAAAAAGGUUGAUCUCAUAUUUGUAGAAAGUAGAAUAAUGUACCAGAGGCUGUGAAGGGAGGAGGGUGGUAAAGUUUAGUUAACCAUUAGAUUGAGGAGUAAUUUCUAGUGUUCCAUAAAACAGUAGGUUGACUAGGUUAACAAUAAUUUAUUGUGGAUUUCAAAACAGCCAGAAGAGAGGACUUUGAAUGUUUCUAUGUGUUUGAUAUGAUGGCUAUGUUUAUUAGCCUAAAUUGAUCAUUAUACAUUUUAUGCAUGAAU